Truncatella angustata is the source of this 867-nucleotide messenger RNA. RefSeq lists its product as uncharacterized. The transcript has a single exon. Gene Ontology annotation, cellular component: mannan polymerase complex. Lineage: Eukaryota; Fungi; Ascomycota; Sordariomycetes; Amphisphaeriales; Sporocadaceae. Gene Ontology annotation, biological process: protein N-linked glycosylation. The record is from RefSeq and is a predicted model, not a curated record. The coding region runs from base 1 to 867 and encodes 288 amino acids. Gene Ontology annotation, molecular function: alpha-1,6-mannosyltransferase activity.
AUGAGAACUACAAAAUACAGGCUUCCUUUCACGUGCCCCAAAUGCCAUCUGAUUCCUCCAAAGAUCUGGCAGAUCCUGCUUCCUCAUCCAGACAACCCCGAUACUUCCCCCUUGGAUGCGAAGAACCUGGUCGACACACCAAGUUGGCUUGUGCAAAAUCCGGGUUACGGCUACAUUCUACUCGGCCAGAAGGAGGCCGACGACUUCGUCAACGCGCACUUCUCUGCUGAUGCAAAAGUGUUGGAGGCAUGGCGAGCCUUGAAGGACCCGGCAGUAAAGUCGGAUCUCCUGCGCUACCUCAUGCUUUUCAUCGAGGGCGGUGUAUAUACCGAUGUAGAUACCGAGGCUCUGAAGCCCAUCGACGUUUGGGUGCCUGAGACAUUCCGCGAUCGGGCCAGGGUUGUGAUUGGUAUCGAAUGGGACCAGCUCGACGGUGGAACGUGGGCAGAGAUACCACACCGGCUACAAUUUUGCCAAUGGACCAUUGCCGCCGCUCCGGGCCACCCUCUUUUUAUCAAGAUGGCCUACCAUACCAUUAACAACCUAGAGAGCCUUGCUGCUAAACGCAUGACGACUUUGAACACUCUCGACCUGUCGGGCGUUGAGGUUAUGAUGUCGUCCGGCCCGGCGUCUUGGACAGACGUCGUUCUUGAACAGUUAAAGGAGAUGGACCUGAAUGUGACGGGUGUGGCAGACUUCUCCGGUAUGAAGCCAACUGGGCCAAGGUUGUAUGGUGAUAUCCUGAUCCUCACCAUCGAUGGCUGCGGUAUGGGGCAAUUGCAUUCGAAUAGUACCCACGAUGGUACGAUACCGGAGGCUGCGCUCUUGAAACACAAGUUCCGAGGGUCCUGGAGAAGUAGCGUCUAG